UAACAAUCGCGUGACUUUAGCUGGCAGAGCACAGUCACACCUAAGCGGGAGUUCAAAGUGAAAUAACAGGACUAUGUUUACGAAUUGUUGUGGCCGCUUUGAGACCGCCUGACAUGCAACAACAGCAAAUUCGCAACAAUGUUCACGAGUACAAAGGUGCACCGCAAUGAGCUGCCAUAAUAAUAACAUUCUCAAUAACAUCAACAAAGAGCUGGCAUAGUUAAGCUCGUGUGGCACAUCCAGUCCGGGGCAGGACAUGACAGCGAAUCAAUUGAAUUCAAUCAAAUUGCCACAAACAAGUCUAAAGGGAGACAGAGCAGGAGCAGGAGCAGGAGCAGCAGACGGAGACGGAGACGAAGACAUAAACAACAUCAAAUAGAUAGUAAAACCGUCAGGAGGGCGGCACAUUAAUGUAGCUACAAAAUGGGCGCCAGCUCGUCGACCAGAUCCGACACAAGUCUGCACCAGGAUGAUGAUGUUAAUUUCGAUCAUUUUCAAAUCCUGCGCGCCAUUGGCAAGGGCAGCUUUGGCAAGGUGUGCAUUGUACAGAAACGGGAUAGCGGCAUCCUUUAUGCCAUGAAAUAUGUUAGCCGCUCAGUAUGUGAAUCUCGCGGCGCUUUGGGCGGUGUGAUCAAGGAGGUGGAGCUGCUGUCCUCAUUGGAGCAUCCAUUUCUAGUGAAUUUAUGGUUCUCUUUUCAGGAUGAGGAGGAUUUAUUCAUGGUCUGCGACCUGUUGACGGGCGGUGAUUUAAGAUACCAUUUACAAAACCGAGUGGAAUUCUCCGAGCAGAGUGUGGCCUUAUUAGUGUGCGAGCUGGGCAGUGCCCUGGAGUACCUACAAACACAGCGUGUGAUCCAUAGGGACAUUAAGCCUGAUAAUAUUCUAUUAGAUGAUGCAGGACACGCUCAUUUGACUGAUUUUAAUAUUGCAACGCGGUUGCAAAAGGACUCCCUCGCCUGCAGCAUGUCUGGUACGAAGCCAUAUAUGGCGCCAGAGGUCUUUAUGUGCGCCUUGGAAGAAGUUGCUGGAUAUAGCUAUCCAGUGGAUUGGUGGUCCCUGGGUGUUGUGGCCUACGAGAUGAGGUCGAACACACGGCCAUUUGUCCUGCACUCGCACACGCCGCUGGUGGAGAUUAAGAACGUGCUGAACACCUCGGUGCACUAUCCGCAUUACUGGAGCCACGAAUUUAUAGAUCUUUUGCAAAAGCUGCUCUGCGUGCAUCCUGGCGCGCGGAUAAGCUCACAACAGGAGCUACAUCAGACGCCGCUGUUGCGGCCUACGGAUUUCCAGCAGGUGCUUGAGAAGAGUAUAAAGCCCGCAUUUAAGCCACCCGAAGAUCAUCUUAAUUGCGAUCCCUGCUUAGAGCUGGAGGAAAUGAUUGUCGAGACGCGACCACUGCACAAAAAGAAGAAGCGCCUGGCCAAACAGCGUUCUGCGCAACGGGACAGCGAUCCCGAAACCGCGCUCGUCAAGGAGUUCAUAGUGUACAAUCGCUUCAAGGAGCUCAAGCGCAAGGCCAUGGAGAAAAAGGAGAGUGACUGGCAGCGCGAACUGGAGCUGGCCAUGGCCAAUUCAAUAGUGAACAGCCUAGCGCCCAUAAAGGAGAAGCCAACAUCGUCCCUUACCACAACAGUUGCGCCCACAGCUACUGCUUUAAAUGUUUGUGCACGAUGCACAAGCUCUCCCCCCGCACAAACCAAGGAUAGUGAUAGUAUUGAAUUUAUAGACCGCACACCGUCUCCACAGGCGGCUCAGAUGACGCCAACGCCGCGCAGAUUCUGUUGCAAAGCGACGAGCACUGUACGGGAAUAAAGACCCAAAUUCGAUAUUUGAUCUCCAAUGCACAAACUAGUCCUACUUAAUGCCGCAAGGUUUCUUGGCCAACACUCACGUAUAGCUUGAAUAGCAAAAGGAAAAAGCCUGCUGUCAAUCCAAAAGAUACAAAAAUUAAUACAUAUACAUCUGAGCUACCAAAAACCUUCUACAAGGAUUUAAACAAAUAUUUUUCGAGCAAAGAAAACCUUAUAUAGUACUUUGUAAUCCACAUGAAACUAACACCAACGCCGGUUUGCACCUUUGUAUGUACAUAUUAUAGUAUUUUAUAAGUAUUGCGAUCGCCUGGCUCCAACUGUACAUUUGAUGUAAUGUAUUUCGAUAUUGAUGUACCUAUUUUUUAGAUGUUAGCCGAAAAUCAAAAUAAAUGGUAAUGUCCUCUAGACAAGCGUUAAGAAUCUUCA
Drosophila montana is the source of this 2237-nucleotide messenger RNA. Its product is annotated as serine/threonine-protein kinase 32A. Lineage: Eukaryota; Metazoa; Arthropoda; Insecta; Diptera; Drosophilidae. The coding region runs from base 424 to 1812 and encodes 462 amino acids. The record is from RefSeq and is a predicted model, not a curated record. Gene Ontology annotation, molecular function: ATP binding; protein kinase activity. Gene Ontology annotation, biological process: protein phosphorylation. The transcript has 9 exons.